CCUAGUUGAGCAGUGGUCCAGCAACACGAUUUCACUGCUUCAACGCCUCUGCGCUGUCGAUCUGAAGAACCAAUCCAGCCGGUGAGACAGUGGAGAUGGCCGCUCCCAAUCAGUACGCGCAGCCGCAACCCGAGUAUGGUGGAGACGAAGUCGCAGCGCUGGUGCUCGACCCGGGAUACUCGACCACACGUGCCGGCUUUGCAGGUGAAGACACGCCCAAGUCCAUUGUGCCCACAUACUACGGCCGGCUCGCCACGGACGGCUCUGACGAAAAUCCGCGUAUUCUAUUUGGCGAGAACGCCCUGCACACGCCUCUGCCAGACCUGGAGAUCCUGAAUCCGUUGAAUGGCAUCACUGCAGAGGAAUGGGUUCAGGACUGGGACAUUGCGGCGAAGUUAUGGGAGUUCAGCAUCACGAGCAGACUAACUGGGCCGAAGCAGAGCGAUCCCAGGACGAAUGGUUUAAACGACGCCAACGGCGAUACAGCCAUGGAAAUUGAUGCCGUAGAGCAGGAGGAAAAGCCCAUGAGCGACAAUCCAUUACUGAUGAGCGAGCCGGGUAAAACUAGCGCAAAAAGCAGAGAGAAGGCUAUUCAGAUCGCCAUGGAGGAUUGGGAUGUGCCCGCUUUCUGGUUGGGCAGAACGGGCGUUCUCUCUGCAUUCUCCUCUGGGAAAUCCUCUGCACUUGUCAUUGACAUUGGCGCGUCCGGAAUUCAAGUCUCUCCCAUCCUUGACGGGAUACUCCUACGUAAGGGCGUGCGCAACUCACCUUUAGGAGGAAAUUGGAUUAGCAAGCAGAUUCGAUUGAUGUUCUCGCAAUCUACGCCUGUAGUACCCUUGGUGCCACACUACAUGGUCGCACGCAAAACCGUGGUUGAGGCCCAGCAGCCCUCUCAAGCGACAUACCAUACGUUUAAGAAGCCACCUACAGAAAGUUUUCGACUGUGGGAAGAAGAAAGAGUUCUCACCGAAUUCAAGGAGAGUGUAGUACAAACCUGGGAGCAACAAGGCAGACUGUCGAGCGGGAUGCCUGGCAGCACGAAUGAGGAUAUCGCCAAAACAUGGCCUGGCCGACCUUUCGAAAUGCCGGAUGGCUGGAAUGCUGUGUUUGGCUCGGAGCGGUUUCGGAUUCCCGAGGGUCUGUUCGACGAGAACAUGGCAUACACGGAUGAUUCAACACCCAAGCCGAAACCUGAGCAGACGAUACCAGCUUUGGUCAAGGCCUCAUUAGCAAGUGUAGAUUCAGAAGUGCGGCCAAAUCUUCUGAAUAACAUCGUAGUGUGUGGUGGCGGCUCGUUGCUGCAGGGUCUGACGAGACGGAUUGACAAUGAGGUCAACGCGCUAUAUCCCGGCCCUAGAGUGAGAGUGCAAGCAAGUAGUCAGAUUGUUGAGAGGAAAUAUGCUAGUUGGAUCGGCGGUAGCAUCCUCGGGAGCUUGGGUACAUUUCACCAGAUGUGGAUCUCAAAGAAGGAGUAUCAAGAGCAUGGCGCAAAUAUUAUUGAGAAGAGAUGCAAAUAAAAAGUCAGUCAACUAAGAAUGAGCAGACAUUGCCUUGUGUAAUUAGCCUGGAGAAUGGCGUUGACAAAGAGGGAUAACACGAGACUCGACGGAAUAGUUACAUAUGAACUUGACCGCGCUGUUAAAAAAGGGAGGGCAUUGGCUCUUAAACGGCUCAUGCAUAUUUGUAUUCUUGCUAUCUACACACCCAUGGAAUAGCAUAAGAAUACUUCCUUGGCUCUUGACUACAACCCUCACUAGAAAUGCCACUUACUGAUUUUCCCAUACUUCCAAAUUGGCUCUUCUAGUUCGGAAGGCAACUCAUAUAUGGAUUGUCCAGUCUUGCAGUUCUUGAAAUUUGUGCGCGACUUGUUGCAUAAUUUAUUGACUAGAAACACU
This is a messenger RNA of Verruconis gallopava, 1895 nucleotides long. RefSeq lists its product as uncharacterized. Gene Ontology annotation, molecular function: chromatin binding. The transcript is spliced from 4 exons. The coding region runs from base 96 to 1517 and encodes 473 amino acids. The record is from RefSeq and is a predicted model, not a curated record. NCBI's taxonomy places the organism in Eukaryota, Fungi, Ascomycota, Dothideomycetes, Venturiales, Sympoventuriaceae. Gene Ontology annotation, cellular component: SWI/SNF complex; NuA4 histone acetyltransferase complex. Gene Ontology annotation, biological process: regulation of transcription by RNA polymerase II.